Lactuca saligna is the source of this 1435-nucleotide messenger RNA. Lineage: Eukaryota; Viridiplantae; Streptophyta; Magnoliopsida; Asterales; Asteraceae. The record is from the annotation of a GenBank genome assembly.
CUUCUUUGACUACUGAAUCUCAGGUACGAGUCGCAUCCUCUCUCAAUUUUUUUUUUUGAUGUACAGUUCUUUAUUGUAUGUUCGUUGAAGUUACCAGUAAAUCUUGGCAUUUUUAUCGUAUAACCUUCGCAACGCUUUAGGAUUUCUAGUCGUGUUCUAAUCGUUUCCACCGAUCUAAUUGCAAUAUCUGUACGAUGAAGUUUGUGAUCUGACAUGACAGAGCUCACUGUCAUUCAAGAUACCAAAAGACCUCACAGACAGGACAUUUACAUUUUAAAUUUGAAAUAUGGCCGAGGAGGGUUACAAGGUGAGUUUGCACGUGUAUGAUUUAAGUGGAGGUUUAGCUCGUCAACUCUCCAUGUCAUUCUUAGGGAAAGCCAUUGAAGCCAUAUGGCAUACAGGUGUGGUGGUAUAUGGUACUGAGUACUUUUUUGGGGCUGGUAUCCAACAAACUCCAGCUGGAACAGCACCAUAUGGAACUCCACUCAAAGUCAUUGAUCUUGGUGUCACCCAUGUCCCAAAAGAUGUCUUUCAGAUGUAUCUAGAUGAGAUUAGCCCCCGAUACACACAGGAAACCUACAGUUUAUUGUCACAUAACUGUAACAACUUUAGCAGUGAAGUCGCACAGUUUCUGGUGGGUGUCUCCAUACCAGAUUACAUCCUCAAUCUCCCUAACGAAGUCAUGAGUAGCCCAAUGGGUGCACUUAUAAUGCCUAUGAUACAGAAUUUGGAGACAACAUUGAGGGCAGGGGCUGUCCCACAAGCACCUCAGUUUAAACCAUCUCCAGUGAACACAAUUCCUCAGGUGUCAAAGAAAGUUGAUAAACCAUCAGAAAGCAGCAGCCACACAAAUGUAAAUGUGGCCCCACCCCCACCCCCACCUGUAGAUGUGCCAGCUGGCACAUCACAAGAGAAACCAGUUGAUCCUCUUGGUAAUGCAAGGAGUAAAGUGCAAGAAGAGAUUGGUAAGGAGUUUGCUGCAAUGAUGGCUAGUGGGACCCUUCGUGCAAGUGAGGCUGCUGCACUUGCCACCAAAAAAGUGAUGCAGAAAUAUGGGCAUAUGAAUGCUGCACAAAGCUGAAACAGGUUUUGUGCUUUUUUUUUCUUACUUCAUCUGUGUUGAACAUAAAAAUUGUGGCAAUUUAUCCCAUUCAAGAAAAACGUGUUAAUGACUCCUUUUGUUGAAUGAUGAACUACUUCUGUUAAAUCCUCUAUUUCUUGAAAACUGAAAUACGCAUUCCAUGGGGGUGGGGUGUUCUUUUCUAUUCCUUGAUGAAAUGGAAUGAUAUAUUAUAAUCAGAAAUUAUUUUUAAUAUAUAAUUUUCAAUAAGAGAGAUAUGUUUAAAAAAAUCAAAACUUUAGUAAACAAUUUUCAUAAUUUCCCAAAAGUUGACUAAAAAUACUUCUUGAUUUUAUUUCUAUUCUAAGAUUUUAC